CAUGCCUAUUCAACAUGGAUAGAAGCUUACACUCGCACGUGAAUAUAACACCAUCAUUCCCUUUCGAGCUGCACUACAUCAAAGCACUCUACCUGAACCAUCAAUACAAAGAGUGUGCGCGCAGGUGUGAGGAUCUGCUUGUUCACCAUCAGGAUGAACCUGCACAUCUCAUCUUCCUGAACCUCUAUGCCGCGCUAUCUCACGAAGGUCUUGCCAGAAUAAUGCAUGUUUACUCCGUAUGGAGAUUGCCCAAAAUCUCUGCAGCAGAAUCGGCAUACAACAGAGCACUUGAAGCAUGCUCAGAAGCGAAGUAUCAUCUUGAAGAGAGCUCGACACUAUCCGUACCGGGUCUUGCUCUUGACGACCCCAUGCCUAAGCUUGAAGGAACCUUUGCGCGCAAGAGAAACAACAAACCAUCGCUUGCUCAUCUCGGCCCAGGACUGGAUCAGUCUCACAACAAAUCCAGCAAACGUGCCGAGCGCAUCAACUUCAGCUGGCCACGCACUUUCACNCCCCUGUCCUGCGCAACGGUCAAGGCAAUCCAGUAUAGCGUGUGUCAAGACAUGAUGACGCCCCUCGAAGACCCUUUUACAGUCUCUCAAUCCGAGUCAUCAAGCGACACGCCGAUCAAGACCGAGAACCUCAGCGCAAACAACAGCAAAGACUCAUUCGAUUCGCCUCACCCUCCAUCCCCAACGCCCUCCCACAGAUCUGUCAAGCCUUCUGUUUCGCGUGCCCAAGCAGCUUACUUGGUCCACCUCGCUGCCCUCCAUGUUCAGAUUACUACUCAUCUCCACCAGCUUCUCGACUUGAAGCAGUCUACCACUACAGAACAAGAAGAACGUGUUCGUCGUCAAAGCGGAUCUACUUCAUCCGCCAGUGCAAAAGCCAACACCAGAUUGCCUCAAUCGCGCAGCUUCUGGAGCUUCAAAGAUGCAGAGGCAGAGAAGCAGGAGAAGCAGGCUCGAAUCAAGGAAGGUAGAGCCAGAGGUUGGAAGUCGGAAAGAUUCGAGCCAAAGAAAUACAAGGAGUUGGCUGAGAACGCACUUACCGAGUUGGAG
Aureobasidium musti is the source of this 1061-nucleotide messenger RNA. Lineage: Eukaryota; Fungi; Ascomycota; Dothideomycetes; Dothideales; Saccotheciaceae. The record is from the annotation of a GenBank genome assembly.